This is a messenger RNA of Haemorhous mexicanus (house finch), 552 nucleotides long. RefSeq names its product testis expressed 12 (gene TEX12). The transcript is spliced from 4 exons. The record is from RefSeq and is a predicted model, not a curated record. Lineage: Eukaryota; Metazoa; Chordata; Aves; Passeriformes; Fringillidae. The coding region runs from base 189 to 497 and encodes 102 amino acids.
GCCCUUUGAGGCGCUGCCUCCCCCGGGAGAGGAGCGCCCUUGCAGAGGAACCAGCUGCAGGUUUUACAGGUUUUUAUUUAAACAUUCUCCCCAGCGUGACCGCUCAGCAAACACCUCGUGCUUUUCGUGAGGCAGCCAUGGCGAGCAACUAGCAAAAAGCAGAUAAAAAUAGAAAUAAAAGCAAAAAGAUGGAGAAUGAAGCUUCAGAAAAUCCUCCACUGUCUGACAAAACAGAUUUGGCUCCUUCUGAGGACUCGCAGUCCCUUUCCAAGACUGAACCACUGGAAAAGUUUGUAAAUGAGAUCAGCACAGAAAUUAAUAACUUGUUAUCAAAAUAUGCUGACACUAUAAGUGCAAAAAUAGCGUUGGAUUCUUCUUAUGUCCAGGAACUUGAUGAGAUCCUAAAAGAAGCCAGAGCCAUAGAAAAGCACUUACAGCAGAAAAGGGAGAAGCUGAAACAGAGGUUCGCUGUCAUUGUCAAUAGUCUGCAAAGCUAAAUGGAGUUUGUUAUAAAAAUACAGAACUAAAGUUGUGUUUGUGUAUGAAAACAAA